UCUGCAUGAAUCAAUUCUCUUCUUCCAACAGCCACAGAGACAAAAUGAAUAGUUAAUAUCCAAUAAAUGCUUCAUUUAUUAGUUGCAAAACAUAUUUGAUUGAAAUUCUUUUGUGCUGCCCUGAGGUUUGAUUUUGAUAUUUUUAUUUUGUGAUAUUAUUAAAAUGGAAGAUCUACAGAAGUUUACAAGUGCUGCUAUGGAUUCAGUGCCAGAAAAGGAAUCUGAUGAACCAUUUCUUUUAACAAAACUUGGGGUUCUGAUGAGCACCAACUCUGAAAUUGCUCGGGCCCUCCUGAGUGGGUUGUCAGCAGUGCAAGUGAGCCGCCUCCUGAGCACAUGCCGCUUAUGGCGUUCUGUUGGCCUCAAAGAACUUCAGCGACGAAAAAACUUUCAUUUUAUAUCUUUGCCUUCUGAUGCGCGCAGUUGCAAGCGUGGGGCAUAUUUCACCAGACUGGAGACUGACCUGUGGUCGUGGGCACAGCAGUGGAGAUCAGUCCCUGGCUUCUGUCUGGUGCUGCAUGACAAACAAAAGCAUCAUGCUGGAGACAUGCUGUCAUAUUGUAAACUUCUGCCGCCAGACUGUCCUGUUGUAGAAGUAUUAUGCGAUGGUGGUGGCAUCAUUUAUACAGAAGAAGUGAUGGCACACUAUCGAACUGUGAAUCAAAAUAUAUCGUUUUGUGAUUCUCCCAAGUGCCCAAACUUGGCUUUUUCCUCGAACACUACGUUACUCCCUAAAAUGAUCAACACAGAUGCUUGUACUAUUAAUAAUAGUCAAGUUGCUGACAGUGAAGUUGGAACAUCACAUGGAAUGAAGCGUACUCUUGCUGAUCCUGAUGGUUGUGCGUCACCUUCAAUCAAGCUUCGAAGAUCAGCAAGAAUUAGUCAGUCUUUGGACAAAACAUCUGCUGCCUUGGGAGGCUUAUCGGAGCCACAGUCUUCAAAUUCUGAAGUUAACUCUGAUUUAAAUACGAGUUUGGUGCAACCAUUGCAGCAAGAGCAACUGAGAGCUCAGCAGGAGAAGGCCGGCUUAAAUUGUGCUCUCUGCCGUAACAUAUUGAGGCACAAUGUUGGUCCGAGCUUUGCACAUUUUAUAAAUGACUACUUAAGUCCGAAUGCUCAAUUAACCAUGAUGUGCUUCCCAAACUUUCCUGGUGUCACUUUUCGUCCUUUGAAAACGACCAAGAAGCAACUGGUAAGUGACCUUUGAUAAAACUCAGUUGAA
This is a messenger RNA of Hyalella azteca, 1222 nucleotides long. RefSeq lists its product as uncharacterized. The record is from RefSeq and is a predicted model, not a curated record. The coding region runs from base 164 to 1207 and encodes 347 amino acids. The transcript is spliced from 4 exons. NCBI's taxonomy places the organism in Eukaryota, Metazoa, Arthropoda, Malacostraca, Amphipoda, Hyalellidae.